AUGUUAUAUUAUAUUUUAACAGAAGUACAAUGCAAGGAGAAAUGGAAAAAUCUACGAACAGCUUUUGCACGAAGCAUGAAAAAACCCCCGUCAGGAAGUGCUGCCAAUAACAAAAGAUCUAAAGACUAUUAUUUGAAAGAUGUCAUGCAGUUUAUUCUUCCGUUCAUGAAGGUUAAGUCUCAAAGUAGCAAUUUAAAAGAUACCGAAGAUAAGGACGAGCAAAAUAGUGACACUGAUAUUGUAGAUACAGAUAUUAAUCAAGACAAUAGCGAUGUAUCUUUACACGAUGAAACACAAUCUACAUCAAAAGAAAGUUAUAAAAAAAGGAAUCUAGAUGUGUCACAAGAUAAAUUUAAUACAUCGACGGAUGAGGUUGAUAAGUGCGUCAUUGAUUAUAUUACUUCAAAAAAAGAUUCUCAGACAAACAAAAAUAAUAGCGAUCUUGAUUUUUUCAAAAGCUUAUUACCUGAUAUAUCUAAAAUGACAGAUUAUCAAAAAAGACAGUUUAAGAGAAGAACACUUGAUACUAUAGAUUCAAUUUUGGACGAUUCGCCAACACAGAACACUAUUUCAUAUGUUCAACGACCUUUAUCCAGCUAUUCCGGAAGUUCAUAUUCAGCACUGAGUCCUGAGCCACUCGUGGGGACGGUCGGAUUUCAACAGUUGGGAAAUUUUCAGUCAGAAGACUACGAACGAAUUAAUAAUAAUCCGACAACAGUACAAAAUUACCUCCAUACAUUUACUGAAUAG
This is a messenger RNA of Rhopalosiphum maidis (corn leaf aphid), 750 nucleotides long. RefSeq lists its product as uncharacterized. The record is from RefSeq and is a predicted model, not a curated record. Bases 1 to 750 code for a protein of 249 amino acids. NCBI's taxonomy places the organism in Eukaryota, Metazoa, Arthropoda, Insecta, Hemiptera, Aphididae. The transcript has 2 exons. Gene Ontology annotation, molecular function: DNA binding.